CUUCACGGGGUAAAAAUCCCCAACAGCAGUUUACACUGUGAUUCACUGCACCUGCUCCUGCUCGUCCGAAAAAUAUCGCUUCUCCUUUUCUUUAUUCGUCGUUCAACUAGAAGGAACCUAAAAUAAACAAAAAUGGACGCGUAUCAACAGCCCCACCGGUAUAUGGGACCGCCGCCGCCGCCUCCACCUCAACAGCCACCACCCACGGCGGAUCAGCAUCUUCACCAUCAUUUCCUUUACCAACAGCAGCAGCAACCACCAAGACCGCCAGUCCAUCCACAUGGCAACCAAUGGUACUCCAAUCAAUUCCACUACCAACAUCCUUCAUCUCACUCUCCUUCUCCUCCUCCUCCUCCUCCCUCUCAGUGGGUUACCCCUCCCGCUUCUUCUUAUCCUCCUCCACCACCUCCUCCGCUUCCUUAUCCUGUGCAAUACCACAACAACAACUACGCUCUUCCUCCUCGUCCUCCCGCGCCUUCGCAGAUCUCUCAGUCUUAUCCUCAGCCCAAUCAGGAUUGGGGCAAUCCGAACUGGGGCCAUCACCAGCAAAGCUGGGAUUACAGCGCCCACAGUGGUGCACAAGAUUGGGCUGCCAAGGCUAAAGAAUGGGCCAAUGCAAGGGCUGCAAUGGAGAACCAGCAUUUCCACUCCCAGUUUACGCUUGUUUCCAGACCAGAAGAACAAAAUCAUUACCAUGAUCAGUAUCCGCAAUCUUCUUAUGUAGAUACCCAACAUCAUUCACUUCCUGCAUCUGGUUAUCAACAGUUUCCAGUUCCAGCUGCAUCUUUACAGCAGCCACCAGUUGCUUAUCAACUGGAGAAUGCAUCUAUAAGUUCUGCUCCAUCUUCAUAUACUCCUGAUGUGCAGUUACCCUAUGAUGGAUCUUCAGCUGUAGAACCAAAUGCUGGAUUUCCUCAUCAAGAAAAUUUACAUUCCAGUCCAUCUGUUCAUCAGCAGGAGGUACCUUGUAGUUAUUCUUCUGUUACAGUUAAAGAAGAGCCUGCAGAUCAAAAGGAACACUUGCAUAGAUCAUUUCCUAUGCCCAUAUCCUCUGCUCAGGAAGGGCAGCCCUUUGCUUUUGGGAAUCAAGCAGCUGAUCCAAUGGUGGAUCUUAGUGAUCAACCAUUAGAUUUUGCGUGUAGAUUUAACCAUGAUCGUGAUAUUCAUUUGCAGUCUAGUUAUGCUGCUCAUCAUGACUCAGUAGGAACACUAAGAGGUGCUGACCCUGUUGCAGCCCUGGCUUCUGUUAAUUCAUGGACUUCUCCAGUUGCAUCUGGUGUAGGUUUUCCUCCAAUUCCACCUGCUUAUCAGUCAGGGCCACAGCAUGAUCCUUCCUUGACCAUAUCUGCAGUUCCUGGGCCUGUUGCACCUCAAUUUGGAAGGUUUCCUGGUCCAGGAUUCCAGCCAGCAAUUCCAUCUACCAGUGCUUUUGGCCUUGGUGCAGGAGCUGCACUUCAUCCUUCAACAGCUUUCCCAGUGGAUGCGUAUGCGGUUUCUAGUGUUUCUGAACGCCCUAAAAAGGCUUCUGUGCCUAACUGGCUUAAAGAGGAAAUAAUUAAGAAUAAAGCUGCCAUCACAAAGUCAUCUAUCGAGAAUCCAAAAGAGGAAUCAGAAUCCAUCGAUGAUGAAUCUGCUCAUAGACCAUCUGGGAAAGGUGAUCAGGCAGAUAGCAAAAGCCUUGAUUCUUCUAAAUCAACAGAAGAGGAUGACGAUGAGGAUUAUGUGGAAGCAGCAAGAACUGCAGCAAUUAACCAGGAAAUUAAACGCAUCCUUACUGAAGUUCUUUUAAAGGUUACUGAUGAGCUCUUUGAUGAAAUUGCAACUAAAGUUCUUAUGGAAAAUGAUUUGACAGUUGAAGUCAAUCACAACAAUAUAUCAAAUCAUAAAGUCUCACAACCUCCUCCAGCUGUUCCAACUCCUAAGGCAUCUGCGAAGGUUCUAGUUUCAGUUAAAGCCAGGGAACCGGAGACUGAAGAAGCCAGUGAAAAUACUGGUUCCAGCUCCCCUGGAGAUGUUUUAGGUCUUGCAAAUUAUGCCUCUGAUGAUGAUGAUGCUGGAGAUGCUGAAAUUCACAGCAUGCCAAAGUCUAAAAAUAACGAUGUUCAUCAGUCAAGCAUAGAUAAGCUUCCAGAAGAGGUACAUAAUACAGCUGAAGAUAAUUCACCUGUGGGACUUGAGGUGCAUAAUCGAGGCCAGAGAAACUUGGAGUUUGAUCCCAGAAAAAGUAAUGCAUCUACAUCCAAAAAUAAUAACAGUGGUGCAAGAGAGAUAGAUAAUGAAAAUAGUGUUGAUAGCAAAAAAUUGCUGGAUGGAAAUAAUGGUUCUGGGUUGAAUAUGACAUCAAGAGAAAAGAUUGGAAUGAAAACGAAGCCUCAACUACCUGGUGCAGAUUUUGGUUCAAAAGAGUUAAUGAAUGAUAAUUCUCAACAUACUGAAAACAGAUUGAGAUCAGUUGAAAAUGAUCGGCCUGAUAGUAAAAAGAGUUCUAGAAAAGAUAGAGGUAAGGAAAUAGAGACUGGUGGUAGUGCAGGUGAGAAGGGAGAUGAAAAUCGUAGGAGGGAGGAUGAAAGACAUAUAAGAAAGGAAAAGACAGAUGAUCGGAAUGGUUCAAGAGAUAAAAGGAAAGAUUACAAUGUCAGGCCUGAGGAAAAAACUAAGGAAUCCAAGUCAAGAAAAAGAUCCACUGACGUUGAUGUCAAGGAGAAUAGAAGAGAUUUAGAGAAACAACAUAGAUCUAGUACCAAAGAAGUUAUUGAUAAAGAAUGUAAAUGGUCAAAGGAGGAGAAUUCAUCUAGAAAUAAACUUACUAGUGACUCAAGCAAAUGUAAGAGAAGGGGCUCCUCUUCAGUUAGCAGUAAGGGUAGAAACAGCAAUGACAGCUCAGUUGGCCAGGCCAAUGAGUCAAGUGAUGAUACAUCACAUGACUCUAAAAGGAAGCCACAUUCAAGAAAACGUAAUUUGUCUCCAUCGCCUGACAGGCCUAGGAGAAGACAAGUUAUGCGGUCACCACAUAGCAGGCCAUCUCAGCGCAGGCAUUCUCCUUAUUCUUCUCUUGAGACAACCAGGAGAAGAAGGUCAAGGUCCACAUCACCUGUGAGGAGGCAGAGAUGAUUAGAGGUUAUAUUUUUAGUGUUGAUCUGAUCUCUGAAGCACAGAGAAUUCUUGUCAGGUGUACCUGAAGAUUCGAUGUACCUGAAACCGGAGAUUUGGCUAAUACAUCUAUUUCAUGCUCAAUGAGUCCAAUGAGAAAUGAAUGCAUUAUUAAGGAAGUUUAAGUCCCGUAUAAUUUGGAUGGUUCUCUAGAUGAUAAUGCAUAUAUGCUUGUAUUAUUUCUUGCUGAGUUUUAAUAGAGAUUUGUAUCUCAGUUUUUGGCUUAAGCUUGGCACAUUUUUUUAGGUUAACCUGUAUUUCAGUAGCAAAUGUAUAGUUCUUGAUAUAAAGCUAGUCCAGCAUUUUAGUGUAAAGAUGUGAAUCAUAACAGCAGAUUCUCCGAUGUUUCUCCGUAUCCGUAGAUUUGCUGCUGGCUGGCCAAUUCUGCGCAGAAUAACACUAGGAGUGCUGGUUCAAAACCUUUCUCAUAUUGAAAGGUAUUCAUUGCCUAAUCGUGUGAUAAUCUUUCAAUGCUGUAGCUGUUUUAAUCAUGGGUCUACUGAUAUCAGAUUAGCUUGGAGCCUUUCUAUUUUUUUUUUUUUAAUUGGUAGAAGCAAAGAUGUAUGGGUGGAUCCUAUUUGAAUUGGUUAGGUUCGAAUUCAUGGAUUGGUUUGAAUGAGUUUAUCUUGAGUUGGAUCUCUAAUUUGAUAGUUCGGAUAAA
Messenger RNA from Mangifera indica (mango), 3811 nucleotides. RefSeq lists its product as uncharacterized. Bases 133 to 3111 code for a protein of 992 amino acids. Lineage: Eukaryota; Viridiplantae; Streptophyta; Magnoliopsida; Sapindales; Anacardiaceae. The record is from RefSeq and is a predicted model, not a curated record. The transcript has 12 exons.